Molecule: messenger RNA, 4756 nt
Organism: Cynoglossus semilaevis (tongue sole)
Lineage: Eukaryota; Metazoa; Chordata; Actinopteri; Pleuronectiformes; Cynoglossidae
Gene: snx17
Product: sorting nexin 17
Exons: 15
Coding region: 761-2176 (471 amino acids)
Biological process (GO): endocytic recycling; intracellular protein transport; signal transduction
Cellular component (GO): early endosome
Molecular function (GO): phosphatidylinositol binding
Source: RefSeq, a predicted model, not a curated record
AGAAUUGUGGCAAUGCCCCUGAAUGGGCCACUUCAGAUAGCGAACACAGGAUGACUAGAAGCAGAUUUUAAGCUCUGUGUUUUCCACGAUUUCACAUUUUUCCUCACCGUGUUUUUAUUUAAAUCAAAUAAUAAAAACGAGGAGUACAAACAGGGAUUUCAACAAGUGCAGACUCCCUUCUCUCUUAUGUCGGAUGUUUUUUUUCAGCCGCCCUGCGACGGUGUGGGCUUUUGCAGGAACAACUGCACCUUUUUCUCGGAACUUUUAUGGUUACUCAAGAUCUCAGCCACCCGUGACUUCUCACAGUGAGUGUUAAUGUUAAACUAAUGUGAUCGCAGGCUGCCUGAAAGAAGGACAUAAAAAUUGACUUGAAAACAAGUCAAUUUAACUGCAGCUUUGAAGGUGUAAUUACUUAACACUUGCAACAUGGCUGCUGUGGGGACGACACUGAGAAAAGUUCAACACUGACGUGGGAGAAGUUUGAUGCGAAUACGAGCGGCUCUAUGAGUUUGUGGUGCUGAUCAUUAAGUUCGCUGCAAUCUCUCUUCUGCCUGGCACCGCUUUCCCCGGACUUAAGCAGUGGAUGAACCGUGUGAGAGCCUCCUCCUCCUCCUUCUCCUCCUCCCCAGUAGUCACCGCCGACAGUCACCGUCACUGCAGUGGACUGACUUUUUUUCCGGAGGAAUUGUGGUGUCUUCUCCUUUUCCCCGAGAACUGCUAGAGACCUGUCGUCUGGUACUGAGAUACACUCUGAUUAAAAAUGCAUUUUUCCAUUCCUGAAACAGAGGUGCGAUCAGGAGAAAACGGUUCCACCUAUGUGGCCUACAACAUUCAUGUAAACGGGGUCCUACACUGUCGCGUACGCUACAGUCAGCUUCUUGGCCUUCAUGAACAGAUAAAGAAAGAAUAUGGCAGCAAUGUGGUGCCUUCCUUCCCCCCAAAGAAGAUCUUCACCCUGACUCCCGCUGAGGUGGAACAGAGACGGGAGCAGCUGGAGAAGUACAUGCAGGCCGUGCGCCAAGAUCCCUUGCUUGGAGCCAGUGAGAUGUUCAACAGCUUCUUGAGGAAAGCACAGCAGGAGACGCAGCAGAUUCCCACAGAAGAAGUUGCUCUAGACAUCUGUCUCUCCAACGGACAGAAGGUCACCGUCAACAUUCUGACCUCAGACCAGACCGAGGAUGUCCUUGAUGCUGUUGCAACAAAGCUUGACCUUCCAGACGACCUUGUUGGUUAUUUCAGUCUGUUCCUCAUCCGUGAGGGUGUGGAUGGAGGUCUAACAUUUGUGAGGAAGUUGCAGGAGUUUGAGCUGCCUUACGUAUCCAUCACCAGUCUGCGGAAUUCCGAGUUUCACAUACUCCUACGGAAAAGCUACUGGGACAUGGCGUACGACAGUGAUGUGAUGGACAACAGAGUUGGGCUCAAUUUGCUCUACGCCCAGACAGUGUCUGACAUUGAGCGAGGCUGGAUACUCGUCAACAAAGACCAGCACCGGCAGCUUAAAUCACUGCAGGAGAAAGGCUCCAAAAAAGAGUUCAUCAAUCUCGGACAGACGCUCAAGUAUUAUGGUUAUAUCAAGUUUGACCCUUGUUGCACCGACUUCCCGGAAAAAGGCUGUCAGGUGAUCGUCAGUGCCGGCAACAACGAGCUCAACUUCCACGUCAAACUACCCAAUGAACAGAUAAAAGAGGGGAGCUUCAAGGUCACUCGCAUGAGGUGUUGGCGAGUCACGUCUUCACAAGUCCCAAUAGCCAAUGGUAAAACAAAUCUCUGCAGCUCGGCCAAAUGUGAGGUCAAGCUGGAGUUGGCCUUUGAGUAUCUGAUGAGCAAAGACCGCCUCCAGUGGGUGACCAUCACCAGUCAACAGGCAAUUAUGAUGAGCAUCUGCCUUCAGUCUAUGGUGGAUGAACUGAUGGUGAAGAAAUCUGGAGGCAGCAUAAAAAAGAUGCUGAGGAAACGACACAACGACUCCAUCCACCGAUCUGACAGUCAGCAAGCUGUGAAAUCACCCCCUCUGCUGGAGUCCCCUGACUCAAACCGUGAAAUUGUUAAACUCUCUACCAAGCUGAACUCAGUGUCCCUGCGAGGGAUCAGUGCAUCCAACUCAGCAAACGACAUCAGUGGAAAUGAUUUCCAUGGAAAUUACGCCUUUGAGGGAAUCGGGGACGACGACCUGUAACCUGAAUGUUGACCUCCACCCCAUCACCCCUCAUCCCAAUCCACUGUCAACAACUGGGAUGAUGAGGAUUCUGAGCCGAGCGAAACCACACAUUUGUCCGAUUCUGCAAGAUUGUAGCUUCUUCCUGGAGAAAAUGUUGCCUUAAGCUCUCAUUUAUGUCGACAGCGUCCUUUGCUUUGAAUGCGUAUUAAAUAGCUCCAUGUUCAAAAUGAAACCAUCUUCAUGAACGGAAUUCAAAUAUUUUAAAUAAGUCAGUACAAAAUAACAACUAACAACUCAAAAACCUUUAAUUGAUUUAGAAACUGAUGCCUGCAGCAUUUUUCAAAAGGUCGGGACACAUCCUCCAUGUGUUCCGACCUUUUGUUACCACAAGGGUUACUGCUUCUUUUCUGCUCUUUAGAAAAGAUCCAAAUUGAUGUGUGUUUGUGGAAGUCCGGGCUCAUCCUACACCAAGUUGACGGAAGUUUAUUUCCAGUCGUUCUAGCCGCAAUACCUGAACCUAACACCAGAGUUUGUCUUGGUUGACUCCUCUGUUUGGUAUCAGUUUCUGAACUGAUUUAAGUCCAAGUUUGUUAGUAAAUUCUCCAAAAGCCUUUACUUUAUUUCAUUUGUAGCAGGAUGCAGUAGCGUAACGUGUGAGUCAAAAAGUGCUUAGACAUAUGCAUAAAAUUCAAAGUGUCUGAGAUGUUGAGACACAUCUCACUGACCUCUCCAACUGUUUUGACCAGGUUCGUUGUCAUAUCUUUGUCAAGUGUUGAGAGUUACAUUUUAUUUCAUACAGAUUUUAAAUCAAACUCAAAUAGGAACCAGUAAGAAGUAUUCGCUAGAUGUUUUUCUUUUCCUGGAACUCAAAGAAUGUUUGAAAGGAACUUUCAGUCCUUGGGAGAAUUAAAGAAAGAGGUUCUCUAAACAAAGAUAUAAAUAGAGAGGAUGUAAAGGAUCUUUUUUAUUUAAUUUUAUAAAUCUAGGUCUUAUUGUCUUUACACCUUUUGACUCACCCUCAUUCGUUAGCUGUUUCACUGGCGGCCUGUGUUAAUUUCUAUUAACGAAACAGGCUAAGUAGAGAUGAUCAGUUCUUCUACCAGUGGCUGCGUGUUCCUCUCUAACUCUAGAGCCUGUUAUUUGGUUCAGACCUGGCACUAGUGAUGAAAUAGCACAUCUGGACCAGGAUGAGUCCAAAGAAUCUGUAGAUUCUCUCUCCCUUUCUCUGCCUCUAUCUCCCUCGCUCUCUCGUGUUCAACUGCUCACUAACGAACUAACUAAAGUACGAAUAAUUGUUGGCAAAAGUGUAUUUUUAUACGGGUGGUGAUUCAUUGCGUGCUGUGCUCCGUGCUCAUGUGCCAAGUCGUUACAUAUGUGAAUAACAUACCAGCAGUGUUUGUUAGAGACUCAGUCACACUCAUGCUGCCUUCAGGAUCAGUCCGAUGCCUUAAGUUUUUCAUUUCCCUCCUUCAUGGAGGACAACAUCGUCCAUCAGUAGGACACGUUUGUUCCCCAGAUAGCAGUUGAGUUUGGACUUGUUAUCUAGAAUCUUGCAGAACACGAUGGAUGCCUGAUUUGGCAAAGCUGCUUACACUUGUUGCUGAAACCCAUCAUUAUUUCUUUUUUGCACAGUACAGUAUUAGAGGUGGAUGUUUGACUGGAGGCUUGGGCAUCGUUUUUAUUUCUUUCCUACGGGGGUCGCUGCAAAAGUCCAUUUGUAUUUUUUUUUUUUUUUAAAUUUAAAAACAUCUUUGAUGGUUUGUCAUUAAUGCCAAAUUAUAGUUUACUAAAGUAUUUUGCACAAAAUAAACAAAACAUUAUAAUAAAAAUGUCACUUUUUUAUAUGAUGUACAUUCAUUUAAGUAUUCCGAACAUUUACUAAUGUCUUUAGCCUCAUAGCUUAAUGUAAUCACAUAGAUCAAAUGUAAUCUAAGCUGUAUAGAACAAAGUUUUAUCUGACUAACAUUUAUCUUUGAUUACAUUGAAUUUAUGGAAUAUGUUUUUAGCUCAAAUGGGAAAGUGUUUUUGCAUUUGAUUUUCGUCUCAGCUGCAUGUUGUUAAGAGGCUCCAGUACGGAAAGUACGAAUUUUUGCUUAUCAACUGCGAUCAUCUGCGUUUCUAGUCGUAGAAAUUUUUAAGUGGUGCUUUUAAAAGGCAAAAAGGAAAAUAAACACAUUCCCUGUACUUUUUCUGCCUUAACCCAUUUUACAAAACCCAGCUUCUCUGGGUAAAAGUCAGUGCCAACUUGUCCAAAGCUUUAUCGGUAGCAUCAACUGUAAGAUGAAAAUGUUCUCAAAAGUAAAUGUCUUCUAUAAUAACUGCUGUUCUUCCACAUUAUAGUUUGUAUUAUUAAAAUAGAUGAGUAAAUGAAGGACACCAGCUGUUCUCCAAGGUCCUGAUCGUGAAAUGUUUGGUACCAAAUCACAAAAUGCUUUUUCGUGCAUCAACACCAUACAGCGAAUGUCAAAUUCAUGCCGCUUGUAGUGUUCUGAUUCAUUCCAUUGUUUUUUUCUUUUAAUGUCGUUAAUGCUAACUGUCCAGUGACAAAUCUCCAUCUGUUUGCCCCUGACGCUGAAAUAAAACUCUGAAAUGACAUGA